Molecule: messenger RNA, 1474 nt
Organism: Vigna unguiculata (cowpea)
Lineage: Eukaryota; Viridiplantae; Streptophyta; Magnoliopsida; Fabales; Fabaceae
Gene: ORC2
Product: origin recognition complex second largest subunit 2
Biological process (GO): DNA replication
Cellular component (GO): nucleus; nuclear origin of replication recognition complex
Molecular function (GO): DNA replication origin binding
Source: RefSeq, a predicted model, not a curated record
GAAUAUGGCGGGAAAAUCGCCUAGGGUACAAGAGCAUAGAGAAGAAAGAAACUGUAUCACAAAUUUUCGUCAACACUGUUUCCUUUGUUUCGUUGAUUGAAGAAUGGAUACCAACGGCAGUUGGGACGAGGACGAGGACGAAGAGUUCGAGUUCUCAAGAAACUAUUUUCUGGCGAAGGAGCUUGCUUCCUCGGCCAAAAAAUCGAAGCACAAACUCACAGACAUCGACGUUGUUGACGAACAGGAAUUGAGGGAAGCUGCAUCGCGAAUUCAACCCAAGCAUGAAGACGAGAUCGCUCUCUUAUUGGACUCCUAUAAAACUAUGUACCCUGAAUGGCUUUUGGCGCUAAGGUGUGGUUUCGGGCUUCUAAUGUAUGGAUUUGGAUCUAAGAAGACUUUGAUUGAAGAUUUUGCUUCGACGGCUCUGACUGAGUAUUCUGUAGUUGUUAUUAAUGGAUAUCUUCAAUCCAUCAACUUAAAACAGGCUAUGAUAGCUUUAGCUGAAGUUCUGUGGGACCAAAUAAAAACAAAACGAAGGGUUUCACAUCGGGAAUUGCCAAAGAACCAAUUUAAUUCUCAAUCAAUGGAAGAACUUCUCACAUUCUUGGAUCAAGCAGAAAUAGAUGAUGUUGAUUUUUUUGUUUGUGUCGUUAUUCACAAUAUUGAUGGACCUGGAUUGAGGGACUCUGAAACCCAACAGUACCUUGCUCGACUAGCUGCCUGUGCCCGUAUUCGCAUUGUUGCCACUAUUGACCACGUCAAUGCUCCACUGUUUUGGGACAAAAAUAUGGCCCACACGCAGUUCAAUUGGUGCUGGUAUCACGUUCCUACUUUUGCCCCUUACAAGGUUGAAGGCAUGUUUUAUCCUAUGAUUCUUGCUCAUGGCAGUGCCAGCCAAACUGUCAAAACAGCCACAAUAGUUUUGCUAAGUUUGACACGUAAUGCUCAGAGUGUAUUCAAAGUUCUUGCUGAACAUCAACUCUCUCACCCUGACGAAGGAAUGCCAAUUAGUGAUCUCUACUCAGUGUGUCGAGAACGUUUCCUUGUUAGCAGUCAAGUUACCCUGAACUCUCAUCUAACUGAAUUUAAAGACCAUGAGCUGGUCAAGAUUAAAAAGCAUUCUGAUGGUCAAGAUUGCUUGCACAUCCCACUGACAGCAGAAGCACUUCAGAAAGUGGUGCUUGAGAUCAAUUAGUGAAUUCAAAUGAAAUUGAAUGUGGAAGCAAACUAGUUAAAUGGAAAAUUUCCACUAUUGGAUGAUUAAGCAGGCUCUGUUUAUGAAUCAAUGAUAACCAUGGAGAUUUAGGUCAAAUAUGUCUGUCUCCUCAAAUUGAAGGUUGUAGGAUUGUUGAAUAUCACAAGUUUUAGGCGGAGAACAAAGGUGAUACUCAUAGGAUGUUGUUCUUAACUUUGGGAAAAUGUAUAAAAGACAAUGGUUUAUUAAAUAAGUUAUUUUGGUAACUCCAAAUUGAAA